AUGAAUUCUGACUCCAGCUCUGUCUCCAGCAGAGCCUCGUCGCCGGACAUGGACGAGAUGUAUCUGAGGGAGCAUCACCACCACCAUCACCACCACCACCACCAGCACCACCACCAGGACUCCCGGCUCAACUCGGUGUCGUCCACCCAGGGCGACCUGGUGCAGAAGGUGGGCGGGGAGGGCCUGUCCCGCGGCGGCUCCAAGGCGGGCGGCGAGAGCGGCAAGUACAAGAUCAAGAAGCAGCUGUCGGAGCAGGACCUGCAGCAGCUCCGGCUGAAGAUCAACGGGCGCGAACGCAAACGCAUGCAUGACCUGAACCUCGCCAUGGACGGGCUGCGGGAGGUCAUGCCCUACGCCCACGGCCCGUCGGUGCGGAAACUGUCCAAGAUCGCCACGCUCCUGCUGGCCCGCAACUACAUCCUCAUGCUCACCAGCUCCCUGGAGGAGAUGAAGAGGCUGGUGGGCGAGAUCUACGGCGGCCACCACUCGGCCUUCCACUGCGGCACGGUGGGGCACGGGGCCGGGCAUCCCGCCCACGCCGCCGGGGCCGUCCACCAGGUGCAUCCCAUCCUGGGCGGGGCCCUGUCGUCUUCCAACACCGCAUCCCCCCUGUCGGCCUCGCUGCCGGCCCUGGGAGCCAUCCGGCCUCCGCAUUCCCUGCUCAAGGCUCCCACCACGCCCCCCACCCUGCAGCUGGGCAGCGGCUUCCAGCACUGGGCCGGCCUGCCGUGCCCCUGUACCAUCUGCCAGAUGCCCCCGCCGCCCCACCUGUCCGCCCUCACCACGGCCAACAUGGCCCGCCUGUCCGCCGAAUCCAAGGACUUGCUCAAGUGA
Ornithorhynchus anatinus (platypus) is the source of this 834-nucleotide messenger RNA. RefSeq names its product oligodendrocyte transcription factor 3 (gene OLIG3). NCBI's taxonomy places the organism in Eukaryota, Metazoa, Chordata, Mammalia, Monotremata, Ornithorhynchidae. The record is from RefSeq and is a predicted model, not a curated record. Gene Ontology annotation, molecular function: protein dimerization activity. The transcript has a single exon. The coding region runs from base 1 to 834 and encodes 277 amino acids.